This is a messenger RNA of Xenia sp. Carnegie-2017, 2002 nucleotides long. RefSeq lists its product as uncharacterized. The transcript has 4 exons. Bases 375 to 878 code for a protein of 167 amino acids. NCBI's taxonomy places the organism in Eukaryota, Metazoa, Cnidaria, Anthozoa, Malacalcyonacea, Xeniidae. The record is from RefSeq and is a predicted model, not a curated record.
ACAAAACGGGAGCGUUCUGCAUCGUCAAUAUUGUAAAAAAACUGCGGGUUUUGGUGAGUAGGAACAAAGAAUGUCGAAUUCAGCAUGUCGAAAACUAUAGAAUACCGUUCAUAAAAUUUAGCACCGCGAUGGUGGCUCCCAAUAUUCCAGACGAAAUUAUUGCAACUAUUAUGAAUAUUAUCGCUCAACUACCACGAAAAGAUGCAAAUGUGUCGUGAAAGCGUCUUGAAAGCAUAUGAAACUCAGAAAGCAGCGAAGAGUGAACUGGACAGGCCUCAAGUUUGUUUCCUGGCAACGGACUAAAUAUUCCACUUUGUUAUUUGAUCUUUUGGGAUUGAUCGUUAAAUCCACCGAGCAAAGUGUGAACAAGCCCAAUGAAUAUGAGAAUUCUUGGCCGUCGUAAACUGCGCAGUUUAUUGAUGAUCAUUUUCCUGUUCAUCCUCGCCAGUGCUAUAAUAGAAAUAGUGUUCAUUUCAUCUCAAAAGCUUACGAACCCUGGGAAUUUCUUGAAACAUGUUGUCGAACAAUUAUCUACAGAAAUAUCAAACUCCACUCAAGUUCCAAACAGUAACUUGGCUUCAGCAUGUUUAUCAAGGAACAUCUUGGAUAAUAAUGAAGUUAAACUUCAUAGCAACAGGUCAUCUGAUAAACAAUAUACUCUAACCAUUGGCAUCUCUACAAUUACUCGUGACAAUGGAAACAUAUAUCUCAUGGACACUCUGAGUAGUCUUACCGUGGACCAAACUAUUGGAAAUGUAAUUCAUUAUUUGAGCAUGAUGGAAAUACAUCAUCGCUUAAAAGCAAAUCUCAACCGACAAAAGAACCCUACUUUGACUAAUACUCUCAAAAAUAUCUUGGUCUUAACCCCCCUGCCAUGAUCAUAAAAACUAACCUCAUACCAAAAAUGCAAACAAAGAUAGACUUUGCAUACAACCAAGGUGCUAAGUAUUUCUAGGGCACAUAAAGGUAACGUUGUGCAAUUUUUUCUCAAAUUAUUCAGUGUUUUUUUGCUAAAAUAGCAAACAAAUUGAUUACUUUAAAAGACCAAACUAAUUUCAACAUCAAAUGGCAAUAAAUCUUAAGACAGGGCAAAUUUAUUUGAUCUUUUCCUUUGCUAUAAACAUUAUUGAUGCUGUAAGAUGACAUCAUGUGCGCGCAACUUAAACAUAUUAAAGAUUUUUCAUCUACACUUUAUGUAAGUGUGAUGAUUUUCUCGGGCAAACUAUGUCGAAUUCUGUCCACAUGUUUCACUUAUUUCUGUCUGCAGAGCUGCAGUUAGAGAGCUACGUCCUGUCUUUGUACUUAUUCUCAUUGCUUUAUGGAUAUACAAAUAGGACAACUGAAAACAGCAUAUGGACAAAAUAAUUGACUUUUUGGAGGAGACGCCAUAACUUUGCGUUAAAUUUUUCUGACCAUGAUUGUCAUCCGUAUUUCCGUUUUCUGGCUUUUACGUUUCAAUUCAAAUGAAUAUUUGUUGACUAUACUGACAGUUAAACGUCGUAUGAUAACAAAAAACUCUAAAGACAAUACUUUCACUUCACUUAUAAACUGUUUUUGCGGUUAUAAUAUUUGAAAGAAUCCAAAUGAAGCUCGAAGGAGUCUUAUUUAACACAUAAAUGCCCCUUUAUUUCACAGAAUUUUAUCUGUUGAGAUCCUAAAAGCUAGCUAGCUAUAUUCCACACGCCCUUUUUCAGACAACUGUCUAAUUGACGUAAUGAAUGGCGAACAUCCAUUCGUCUGGGAUGCAUUUCGCAUGUUGCAUAGACAUCUAAAAAUGCAUUGAGUUUAAAAGCAUGGAAAAAUUUUCAACUUGCUCUUCGUAUUUAAAUUUUUCACAGGUUAUUAUUCGGAAACUCUUUGGUAAUGAUAAAUAUGCAGUUGAAUUCUUGUUAUUUAUACUGAUCUUUUUGCAUGAUGUAUGACUAAUGAAUUUAUAUGUCAAACUUAAUUCAACUUAAAUGAAAAUUUAUGUGAAUAUCAAUUAAACAAUUCUUAAACAUGA